GAUUAUAUGAGUUAUUUUACUGAGAAAUCGAUCAGAAGAGCCGUGAAGAUGGUCAGAUCCGUCAGAUCCGCCUCUCUGGCUGCAAUGCGCGCUCCCGACACAGGGGGAACAGAUUUUCACAGGGUAACAGAAUUUCGCACAAGACCUCUUUAAGCUCUUUUUUUUGCCACCAGAGGGCAGUGUUGUUACUGUGCUAAACUCAAAGACGGAAAACGACGUGGCAGCCAUACAGGUCACUUCCUGUGUUUGGCGUAGUGUUGACAUCCGCCUCCCGUUGUCAUUCCUUACGUGUGCCAAACUGAAGUAUCUUUUAAGUGAUUUAUCCAGCAGCGACUGGUAGGUAAAGAGGCUUUCAACGAACAUGCGCAGGGGGCUGCAGGAACUAAGCAGCCGGGCAGGAGAGAUGAUUGCUGGGCUGAUGUUGGUCCUUUUUGGAGGACUAUUGGGGGUCUGCAGCGACGUCUCUGCAAACAGAGGGGGGUAUCCCUCAUUUACUGAUGAGAUUCCUUUUAAAAUAACCUGGCCGGGUGCUGAAUUCAGACUGCCAACUUCAGGUGCUCCUUACAGUGAAGAUGACUUCGUCAUCAUGACAACAACUGAAAAGGAGAAGUACAAAUGUUUGUUGCCUUCACUGGCAAAUGGGGAAGAGGAUGAUGAUAAGGGGUAUGGUGGUCCCAGUCCAGGAGAGCUUCUGGAGCCGCUGUUCAAACGAAGCAGCUGCUCCUACAGGAUUGAGUCUUACUGGACAUAUGAAGUGUGCCACGGGAAGCAUGUCAGGCAGUAUCAUGAAGAGAAGGAGACGGGUCAGAAGAUCAGUGUUCAGGAGUAUUACCUGGGGAAUAUGGAUCAGAAGAGUCAGUCAGCUGAUACAGAUCAAGAUGAAGAGAGAGAAAAUGCUAAAACAGCUUCACAAAUAGAAGUGCCCACCAAAAACAUCGAAGGUCAGCUGACUCCAUACUACUCGGUGAAAAUGGGAUACGGGACUCCGUGUACGUUGAAGCAGAACCUGCCACGCUCCACCUCCGUGUUGUACGUCUGCCAUCCAGAAGCCAAACAUGAGAUUCUGUCCAUCGCAGAGGUCACCACCUGUGAAUAUGAGGUCGUGGUGUUAACACCUCUGCUGUGCACACACCCAAAAUACAGAUUCAAGUCCUCCCCAGUGAAUGCCAUCUUCUGCCAGGCUAUGGAGGGCUCCCCCCUGCAGCCCCAGAGGCUCACACAGUUAGAUAAAGAGCAAGAGGAGCUGCUUAAACCACCUUUCAGCACCAAUGCGGACAUCAGAGAGGAGGGAGUGUCACCGGUUAGAGAGGAAGCUUUCACCUCUACGCACAAACCCAUGACUGUUGGAGGACAAGUUCAGGUCACAGUGGGAACGACACACAUCUCUCGUUUGACAGACGACCAGUUGAUCAAGGAGUUUCUCAGUGGCUUGUAUUGUCUGCAAGGGGGCGUGGGCUGGUGGAAAUAUGAAUUCUGUUAUGGAAAACAUGUCCAUCAGUACCAUGAGGACAAAGAACAAGGGAAGAACAUCGUCGUUGUGGGGAAUUGGAAUGCAGAGGAGCACGUUGAGUGGGCGAAGAAGAACGUUGCCCGAUCCUACCAGCUCAAAGAAGAUGGGGCACAGAAAGUCAAGGUAGUUUCCCACUUUUAUGGACACGGGGAUUUAUGUGAUCUGACAGGAAAGCCCAGGCAGGUCGUCGUAAAGCUCAAAUGUAAAGAAUCUGAGUCUCCCCAUGCUGUCACUGUCUACAUGAUGGAACCUCAGACUUGUCAAUAUGUGCUUGGGGUUGAGUCCCCCGUCAUAUGCAGAAUUCUCGACACAGCUGAUGAGCACGGACUUCUGUCCAUCCCCAGUUAAGCUGGACAUAUCCAGUGACGGUGUUGAGGCAUGGAGAAUGACAGGACUUUUGUUAAACAGAGGCCUGUUUGGUGAAAGAAGAGACUUUGGAUGUUGUACUAAAAGCCAAAACUGUGGUUGAGCCUGAUUGUAAGGCUGGACUCCAUGUUGCCCAGGAAUCCUGGGCCAGUGCAGACGCGGCGCGCAGCCCGUGAUGUGACUUAAACGGACUUUUAAUGAGUGAAAAGGGGCUCAUGCUUCACCAAAGGGCAGCUGAUUUAAUGUCUGAACUCCAUAUCUAUGCUUCUCUUCAGAGUUGAUUAAUUGGAAACAAGAUUUGAUGAGUCACGGGAUUUUUUUAAUCAUUCAGGGGAAUCAACUCAGCUCACAUUGGUGGUUUUAUUUUCUCUACUGUGCAUUUCAGAGUGUGUUUGUGUGAGAUUUUAAACUGACUGGUUAUUUGUGCUAGCAGAUAAAAAAAUUGGACGUUUGGGAUCCCUUUGCAGCAGGAAGAGUGAGUGUGUUGCCAAUUUACAGAAUGAGUGUAAAUUAUGCAUGAGAGUGUGAUGUGCAUAAGCAGCAAAAGUUUGAAUGAAACAUUUGAAGAAUGUACAGAAUGUAUAUUGGUUCAAGGAUAUUCUGUGGUUUUAUAAAAAGUGCACACUGGGGAAUCUUAUUGCUGCUGUAUGAAGGGGCAUAAACUAAUGCUUUUGCUGCAGAAAAUAAAAUUACAUCGGAGUUCA
Molecule: messenger RNA, 2580 nt
Organism: Xiphophorus hellerii (green swordtail)
Lineage: Eukaryota; Metazoa; Chordata; Actinopteri; Cyprinodontiformes; Poeciliidae
Gene: erlec1
Product: endoplasmic reticulum lectin 1
Exons: 14
Coding region: 362-1858 (498 amino acids)
Biological process (GO): endoplasmic reticulum unfolded protein response; ERAD pathway; retrograde protein transport, ER to cytosol
Cellular component (GO): endoplasmic reticulum lumen
Source: RefSeq, a predicted model, not a curated record